Molecule: messenger RNA, 376 nt
Organism: Temnothorax curvispinosus
Lineage: Eukaryota; Metazoa; Arthropoda; Insecta; Hymenoptera; Formicidae
Gene: mRpL33
Product: 39S ribosomal protein L33, mitochondrial
Exons: 3
Coding region: 1-162 (53 amino acids)
Biological process (GO): translation
Source: RefSeq, a predicted model, not a curated record
AUGUCAAUGCACGUCUUAGUCGUUGCAGAAAGUAUUAUAAGUGGUCACCGAUUGGUGCGCGUCAGAGAAAGAUUGGCUGACAAAUUAGAAUUUAUAUAUUUUGAUCCUUAUAUUCAACAGAAGACGCUAUAUAAAGAAAAGAAAAAAUUACAUAGCUUAUAAUUCGCAAAUAUUACGGUGUAUUUGGCAAUUUACAAAAUUUCCUUGCUUGGUAUAUAUUAAAACGAUGUAUUUAUCCGAUCUUAUUUUAUUUUAUAGAUACAAUACAAACUUAAUGUUAUACAAAUAACAAGUAGAGAAGAGAUCAAGAAUGAUUCUGUAAUAUAAAAAAUGGCUGUAAAUAAAUAAAUGAAAAAAAUUAUAUGAUAACAUAAAA